UUGGAGGUUUGUUCAGGGCUGUUUCCCGGAGGGAGCAAGCAGGAGGUGACUGAGGAGGAAACCGGCUCCUAGGACUCACCACCAGGGGCGAGAGCAAUGAGCGAGGCGGAGAGCUGUUCCCCUAAUCCCGGGGAAAAGAAAGUCCUCGCUAAAGGUGUUCUUGGUACGGUGAAGUGGUUUAAUGUCCGAAAUUGCUAUGGAUUCAUAACAAGGCAUGACACACAACAGGAUGUAUUUGUUCACCAGACUGCCAUCACCCGAAACAAUCCCCGUAAGUACCUACGCAGUGUUGGGAAUGGAGAGAUUGUGGAGUUUGAUGUCGUCGAAGGAGCCAAGGCAGAGACUGUUGAGGCUGCAAAUGUGACUGGCCCAGGAGGUGUUCCAGUCAAAGGCAGUCCUUAUGCCCCAAACCGCCGUCGAUUCCGCAGAGGCUUUGUGAGACGUCAGGCUCUUGUGGCUCAGGGUGGCCAAACAGUGACGCGUGAGUCAACAGAACCUUCAGCUGAGGGGGGCUCAGUGGAGACUGUUAAUGGGCCACAACAGACCCUCGAACAGCGUCGGCGACCCCCACUUCCCUAUUUUAACCGAAACCGGUUUCGGCGGCGGCCGAGAGCCCAGACCCCUCUGCAAGAUGGAGAGGGGCAACCAGUUGCAGGUGAUGUGGUUUCCACUAACCAAGAGCCAGUGUCCGAUUCUGGUCAGGCCCAAUCUCAACAGCAAGGUCAACAAAGGACACCCAGAAAUAGACCCCGAUCCCAAUUCCGCAGGCGACCUUUCCGUCCACGCCCACCACCUCAGGAGGUGUCAGCUGACCUGGAUGAGAACAAGGAGCCCAAGACUGACCAGCCACAGCCUGCACGCCAGCGUUUCCGUCGUUCAUUCUUCCGUCGCAGGGAAAGAGCUCUUGCCCAGCCUCCUGUGGCACAAGAGCCAGCUGCUGCUGAGGAACAGAAGGAUAAUCCCACUGACAGCUCUGUCUCAGCAACCUUAAUUGAAGGAGCUUCAGAGACUGUUCCUGUUCCAGUCCAAAGUCCAGUCCUGGUUGUUCCAGAAAUGCCAGUGACCAAAGAACUUCCAGUUUUAACAGAGACUGCCUCCAUAGUCGUGACCACAGAACCAGAAAAUGUCAUGACCCAGGAGUCUGCAGUAACUCAACUGCUCAAUAGAACAGAAGACCUAGUGCCAGACCAGCUUGGCAUUGCUCCCAGUAUUAAAGCAGAUCAGGAGAAAAGUAAGGCCUGAACUGAAGGUGCUCACUUUAGAGUGGUUUCCUGCUAACUGCACUUGAAGCUCUCGGAAUUGUGGGCACAAGGUCAAACAAACCUGGACUGCCCUAUAAUGUAUGUUGUGACCCUGACUUUUGGGAUUUUCUUUUUGAUUAGGAGCGCUUGGAUUUAGUUUGUCCCCCUUCCCUUUGGGAGACUUUGUACACAUGACAUUGUCCCGGACACCAUUCUGCACAGUUUACAUGACUUGGGUUUACUUUUUCAUGUACUGAUUUAGGGUGAUGUGCAAUAAUAAAACUGCUUGCUAAAGAUCA
Messenger RNA from Stegostoma tigrinum, 1540 nucleotides. RefSeq names its product Y-box-binding protein 2-B-like. The coding region runs from base 97 to 1242 and encodes 381 amino acids. The transcript has 11 exons. NCBI's taxonomy places the organism in Eukaryota, Metazoa, Chordata, Chondrichthyes, Orectolobiformes, Stegostomatidae. The record is from RefSeq and is a predicted model, not a curated record. Gene Ontology annotation, cellular component: nucleus. Gene Ontology annotation, molecular function: nucleic acid binding. Gene Ontology annotation, biological process: regulation of gene expression.